ACAUUCUUUCUAUCGUCUCCCUAGAACUGCAGCACCUGUUUUUCUUCUGGACAUUGCUUCCACCGAGCUAUACGCCUAUCGGCCCUCCAUAUAUUUCUAAAAUAACUUGUGCCCAUUGGAGUUCUCUUCUUCAAGCCACCGCGUAAUUGCACGCAGCAUCAAUCUCAAGAGGCUAUGACCUACCACUGGCAGGGCUCCACACAGCCGCGCAGUCUAGUAUAUAACUCGCUUGCACCACAACUUCAACUCUGUGCUACCUCAUCUGUCUCUUCACACGUGCGACUACCUCUUCAUCCUCAUCGAACUCCCCUCUCUCUGUCUCUCUCAUGGACGACAAAGUCACAUCACAUCCUCUGAUAUCGAUGCCUCAACCCAUGCAAGCGACCCACCUACCUCCAACCGACUCAGACGCGUCUUUCCCCGGCCCUCCGGUUGGCAAUGACAAGCCUGGUUUCCAAGCCCGCUCUAUCAAUCGUACUCCCAGUCCUACUCAAAGUGAAUUGGACUUCCUGAGCGGCGUCAGGAAAAAGCGGAGCACAUGGGAGAUCGCUCGAGGACUGCUCAUCCUCGUCGUCAUCAUCGUGGCGAUUGUGCUCAUUGAGAUUUAUCACGAUCAAAUCAUAAACGCGCUCAAACCCGUGACACGAUGGCUUCAUGGCGCAAGAGGCGGAUGGCUGGUUCCCAUCGCUGUGCUCAUCGUCUUGUCUUUCCCCCCAUUAUUUGGGCAUGAAGUCGUCGCAAUGCUGUGUGGCCUUGUAUGGGGUAUAGGCGUUGGUUUUGCUCUAGUCGCUGCUGGUACCUUGCUCGGGGAGAUAGGAACGUAUUACCUCUUUAGAUAUGCUCUCCGCUCAAGAGCGGAAAAGUACGAAAAUAGAAAAUUAAGUUAUGCAACCCUCGCUCACGUUAUUCGACAUGGUGGCCUGCCGAUGGCGACUGUUGUGCGAUACAGUGCAUUUCCUGGCCAUUUGACGACUGCCAUCUUUUCUACAUGCGGCAUGGCUUUCUGGGUUUUUCUCGUCGCUGCCACCUUAGGACUCGGCAAGCAACUUGCAUUUGUCUACGUCGGAUAUGCUCUCAACCAGAGUGACAGCAAAAGCAAGAAAAUCCAGAGGAUUGUCGUUGGGAUCACUGUUGCCGUCACAGUCUUGGCGAUGCUAUAUGUGCGUCGGAAGCAGGUCCAAUCGCAGGACCAGGUGGUAUAUCAAAGGCGCAAAGCGCGGCAAUCCCGUGUGGAGGGCGAAGCAAUGAGAGUAUGAGAUCAUAAUGUACUUGAAUCUCAAUGGGACAAUAUUUCGCAAACUUGCACCACCAGCUGCCUUCUGUGUCGACCAACUUCACUUGCGCAUUCAAGCGAACGAUGAUCUUGUCAAACGGUACAUCGUUGCUGAAAGCACAGCCACAACAUUACUUCAGUUUCUACCCGAACAUGCCAUGCUUUCGUUCUCCCUGACUCGGCCUAGAACACUAUGGCAGUGGCAUUCCCGACGCUUUCUGAGCGAGAAAACGUAUCCGUAUCAAAUCACGGGCAUACGUGCAGCUAGAGCAAGACGCGACUUUGAAGCCAAAGUCCGCACGCGCGUUUUCGAAGAGGAUGUCAUCCAGAGCACAGAAGAGGAGCUCGAAAACGGCAACAAGCAUACAUGGUUAAAUGAAGACGAGCUGAAGAACGAGUUCCGCAUGAUCACCUGCCUGGACCCUCGGUACCUCAAAAGCUCGGACUUUGUCACCAUUUCGCAUAUGCGUCAUCCCAGCAUCUCCUUCAUCCCCAAAACGACGUACGUCUGGAUCCGGUACUACAAGCACAAAACGUUCCAGCCGUUUCCACCCGACACUCGCGGAUUUUUCUACUAUUCUGCUCCAAAGCCUGGAUAUCCACCCAUGGCGGGCGGUUUACGAUUCCGGCUCGCUCCCCGAGGGCUUUCCGACUUUGCCAAUGGACAAGACCUGAUGCUGCACGGUCUUCCAUGGCAAGUCUCUCUGUGGACCAUCAUCAACGCCAAGGGAGGUGUCAUGCGCGAUCAACUGCUGCAAGAGGGCUUGAUCACUCAGAACGACGUCGAAGUGUGCCAGCGCGCGAUCUCGUCCAAGAAGAGAUUCGACCACAAGUUUGCCGUUCACAAGCUGGACGAACCCUUCCCCAUCAAUUUCGCAAAGAGUUUGAAUCUGUACAUCUACUGCUCUGAAGCGAGACUCUACUGCCCGUGGAAAGCCAGCUUCCUGUUUGCCGACAAUCGGAGGUCGGUCCCUGGAUGCAACUUCAUGAUGCCUUACUCUGGUGCCGCGUUGGCUCGCUUUGAGCUGAGCACAUCGGACGCCGAUAGCGUCUGUCUACGCUUCCUCAAAUUUCUCGAGCCCGUCAAAUGCGUCAUCCCGGGCUACGACGGCCACAUUCCCAUUCCUAGUGAAGGUCAUUUGUUCCGUCGGCCCACAGGAAGAAACAAGACUGUGGACACGUGGUCCUACAGCACAUUGGAGAAACUCGGGCAGGCUCUUCGGCCACUUGUUCAGGAGGCAUCGCCCCAUCGCACUAGUGUCGCUUGACUAGAUGUCUUGCAUAUAUGGUACAUACAAACAACGGAUUAAAGAACAUAUCGCGGGAUCAGAACAAACACGGCGGCGAAAGUUCACUAAUCAGACCAUCCCUUGUCGCACUUGUCAGGGAUGCCGCGCAUGAUUUAUCGGUCACGCACGAAUAAGAUAGCAUGAACGCUGUCUCCGUCAGUUCCAGCACGUCGUCGAAGAUAGCAUCGAAGCAUUCUUUGAACCGAUCUGGCCCGGAAUAAGCGUGAACGGCUCCCAUGAUGUAGCCAAACAAGCACGACGCGUCGACGUCUGAAAGAUGCGGAAUGGGAAUGUCUGAACAGCGCAUGACGCGAGCCAAGGAUGACGGCGCAAGGAUUCUUGGUUUGAGGAUCUGCGUGCAACGGCUCUAAGCAUGCGCACUUCUCUCCACCACACAAUAGCAACGCACAGAGAUGUAAGCAGCAAUAGGAAGAUCUUUGUUUGACUUGAGCAGUUUGGAGGUGACCAGAGCGUUGACGAGGCAUUCGCCUAAUUUGAU
Messenger RNA from Mycena citricolor, 3061 nucleotides. Lineage: Eukaryota; Fungi; Basidiomycota; Agaricomycetes; Agaricales; Mycenaceae. The record is from the annotation of a GenBank genome assembly.